ACUCUUUCUUCAUCACUGGCAGGAUAAUUUAGGACACAUUUUAGGUCAAGAAAAUCAAGCUAUUAGAUUUCAACUUUUAGAAAAUGCUGAUGAUGAAGACCCUCACCUUCAACUGUUAUUAAAUAUAACUGACUUAUUAGCAUCAUGUACUGUUGGAGAAUGCCAGUCUGCAGAACCUGUUUCACAACAUUUUUAUAACAUAGAUGAGCUCCUUUUAAUUCUUGCAAAUGAAAAGAUUGUGAGCCAUCACAAGUUGCCCUUUGUGAGACUUUUAACAUGGACAUUUUUAAAUACUGAGAGAGACUCAGCUUUAGCAUGCUCUCAGCUAGCAUCUAGCAGAAAUUUUUUGUUGCUCAUAGAGCAACAGAUUUCACAUAUUGAUAACAAGAUAUUGAAGGAGUUUCAUGCUUUAACAGCUGAGAAAAAGAAAGUCCUUCUAAUAAAGAUGAAGAAUUUGACUGAUUCAAACUUGAGUAUUAAGCAAUGGAUAAAAUACUCGGCUGAUAUUUCAGUUAAUCUCAGUAGUAGCUUAUUAUUUGUUGUUAAAGGUGUACUUCCAAUGCUGUCAGAGUUUUGCUUUGAAAUGUCACUUCAUUUAUCUGGAGGAAAUGAGCUGUGUACUGAUAUACUCACAUCAAAGGAAGUUAACAUCAUCAAACAUGUUAAUAUUAUCAAAGAAGUUGGAGAAAAAUUGCUGGAUCUUCACCGUAAUCAAGUAAUUUGUGCUCCAAGUCAUAUUGAAAUUCUAAAACACUGUGUAACUAAUAUCAUGAAGUUUUGUGAAAUGCUUCUUCAUGAACCAUGCUCCCUUAAUCAAGUUGUCAUUGAUAGCUUAAAAUUAGUUUCACCUCCACAUUAUGUUAGCAUUCCUGAGGUUACUCUGAAUCAAGAAUUGCAGACAUAUUUAGUGAAAUACUCAAAAGCCUACAAUGAAUCAUCUAGUGAAGUACAAGAAAGCUUAUUUAUUCCUAAUGAUCCCAGUUUUAUUAAGCUGAUCAAUUUAUUUUCUGAUAGUGAUGAAGACAUUAGAAUGAAAUCUGAUUCAUUGAAAGUAAAGAAACUUAUUCUAAUACUAAGGAAUCUCAUUCAAAAACAAAGAAAGCAAGGUCUUCCAAUUUUAGAAAGAAUUAAUCUUGAAGGAGUUACAUCAAUAACUCUAAAACUUUUAUGCGGUGUGAUUUAUAAAAGAAUUACCAGAGUACCCAGGAGCACCCUGAAUCCUGAUGAAUUUCGACAGCAAUAUGAACAAGUUAUUCAACCAAUACAAACAAUUCUUCUUAAUAAUGAAAUAGUUGAAACAUUGAUUGAUUUACUUCAUCAUCCAAAAGAUGACAUAGCAUUUCAGGUUUUGGCUUGUCUUAAUGUUUUACUCUAUCCUGGAAAUGAAGAAGCUCAAAAAAGAAUAACUUUGCAUGUCAAUCAGCAAGACAAAAAUCUUUUUGUACGUGUCCAUCAAAUAUUAAGAAGAACUCAAUCUACUCUCAAUAAAGCAAAAAUGGGCCAAGCCAUGGCUCAAAUAGCAGCAUUGAUUCCAGCAGAGGAUGAUCAUGACUCAUCAUUGCCCAUUAAUUUAAUGAAAAGAAGAAAAACUCGUGUAUUUAAUAGAAGGCAAAGAGCAGCUAUAAAAGGGAAUGAUGAAUGUAUGAUAUUAAAAUGGCUAAUUUAA
Messenger RNA from Amphimedon queenslandica, 1666 nucleotides. RefSeq lists its product as uncharacterized. Bases 446 to 1666 code for a protein of 406 amino acids. The transcript has 14 exons. The record is from RefSeq and is a predicted model, not a curated record. NCBI's taxonomy places the organism in Eukaryota, Metazoa, Porifera, Demospongiae, Haplosclerida, Niphatidae.